AUGUCGGCGCCAAUGCAAGAUCCUGGAGAAAAGUCACUUUCAAAGCUCUUGGCCACACUGAGCACCAUCCUUCACCCUACAACCUACGUUUUCGCGACCGUCAAAGACGAAGCAAAGUUACCACCCGUGUCGGCGAUUCAGCUCUUCUUCCGGGAGGCGGAGGGUCUCACCGUAAUAACGAGCCUUGAUUACGCCAAAUCUCACGGCCUGGAGUACUUCUUUCCUUGCAAGAUGAUUACGCUGGAUGUGACGUCCAGUUUGGAGGCGGUAGGGUUUAUGGCGGUGAUUGCGACCAGGCUGGCAACCAAGAAUAUGGGAGUGAACCCCGUCAGUGGAUUUUAUCAUGAUCAUCUAUUUGUUCCUCUUGGGAGGGAAAACGAGGCAAUUGAGAUAUUGAAAGAGUUGGCAGAGGAGUAG
This is a messenger RNA of Metarhizium brunneum ARSEF 3297, 417 nucleotides long. RefSeq lists its product as uncharacterized. Lineage: Eukaryota; Fungi; Ascomycota; Sordariomycetes; Hypocreales; Clavicipitaceae. The record is from RefSeq and is a predicted model, not a curated record.